GUUAUCUUCCGAUCCGCGUCAUACCACUUUGAGGAGAGGAGACGAAUUCGUGAGGCGUAUCGCAAUCUGCCAGGUCGUAUCCGUGUUGUGUUCGCACUGGGUCAACCGCGCGCAGAUGUGGCAGGCAAUCUGUUCCACAUGAACGGCGGCUUCGACAUUCGAUUGCCAGAGAAGGCGGGUUCCAAGGCUGUGGAGUGGGCACGGCGGGCAACCGAGGCUCGAGAGAGAGCGUUGGUGGAGGCAGAUGAGUUCGGUGACAUGAUCAUUGGUGACUACGUGGAUACCUACGUGAACCUGACCUACAAACUUAUAGCGAGCCAUCGGUGGGCUUCUGCAUUUUGCCAAGAUAAAUCCGACGUCUUUCUAUUUAUUGACGACGACUACGAGUUCAACGCGAAGAACGUGCUUAAUUACCUGAACAGUCUGACGAAAUUCGAGCGUCGCCAGCUGCUCAGUGGAUCCCUAAUGACGUGGCGGCGUGUGAUUCGUCCGUUUAAGGAUGCCAGUCGAAAUAAGUGGGCUGUGACUCGAUAUGAGGUUCCGUGGUCGCGUUUCCCACCGUUCGCAUGGGGAACGGCGACGUUUGUCGGUGCGGAUGUACUCAGGGAGCUGGUCGUAGCCGAAGCCUACACGCGCUUUCUGUGGUUGGACGAUGCGUUCAUGGGCUUUGUCGCAGCUAAAUUGCCACAUCUGCAUUUCCAAAGCAUGAAGGGCUUCUAUCUCGAAUCCACCAAUAACCAGAAAGCUCUCAUUACUCAUAUACCCUUCAGCCGUUUUCGGCUAAUCUGCCUUGAGGGUGAAGAACUCUCUGCUGCUAGUUGA
Mesocestoides corti is the source of this 822-nucleotide messenger RNA. NCBI's taxonomy places the organism in Eukaryota, Metazoa, Platyhelminthes, Cestoda, Cyclophyllidea, Mesocestoididae. The record is from the annotation of a GenBank genome assembly.